This is a messenger RNA of [Candida] anglica, 390 nucleotides long. NCBI's taxonomy places the organism in Eukaryota, Fungi, Ascomycota, Pichiomycetes, Serinales, Debaryomycetaceae. The record is from the annotation of a GenBank genome assembly.
AUGUUUAUUUAUUAUUUAUAUUUAACUCCUAUAGUUGCUUUAGUAUUAAUUGGUAUUAAUUAUAUGUUAGCUGUUCAAAAUUCUUAUGUUGAAAAAGAUGGACCUUUUGAAUGUGGAUUUACUUCAUAUUUACAAUCACGUUCAGCUUUUAGUGUUGCAUUUAUUUUAGUUGCUAUAUUAUUCUUACCUUUUGAUUUAGAAAUAUCUUCUAUUUUACCUUAUGUUAUUAGCGCUUAUACUAAUAAUUCUUAUGGUUUAAUAAUUUUAAUUAUAUUCUUAUUAACUUUAGUUCUUGCAUUUAUUUUUGAAAUUAAUUUAGGUGCUUUAAAAUUAGAAAGAAAAUUUGAAAUUAAAACUAAAGAAUUAAUUAGAAAAUUAUAUAUUCAUUAA